Camellia sinensis is the source of this 1888-nucleotide messenger RNA. Its product is annotated as midasin-like protein. The record is from RefSeq and is a predicted model, not a curated record. Lineage: Eukaryota; Viridiplantae; Streptophyta; Magnoliopsida; Ericales; Theaceae.
AGAUCGGGGGUUCCAAGCAUUUUUGUCUGUAAUUAACCUAUACCAAUAUCAUUCCACCACCUCCCAAAUUGCCGAACCUAACAUUUGAAAUUGUUCUCAUAUCUCAUUCAUUCUCAAAACCCUAAAAAUCUCAAUCUCAAUCUCAAUCAUAGCAUACCAUACCAAUUCAAAUGGAAGACAGUUUCAGAGCUCGCGUGGACAAGGUAUUUGGCUCACUAGCUUCUUCAUCAUCGAAUACUUCUUCUUCUUCUUUGGCCUCGUCGUCAGUGAGUUCUUCUUGUCUGUGGUCUCUCACCGACGAAGAGAUAGAAAGAAGAGAAUGGAAGAGAGAGAGGGACAGCCCCGACGAUUCCGCACCCAAACCCUACCCUCCCAACCUCGACGGCUUCUUUUCCAAAAACCCUAACAUCUCCUCCUCCUCCUCCUCCUCCUCUCAAACCCAAUCAUCCUCCACUGCUUUUCCUGAAGAGCUCGAGGUGGUUGACCUUCAUGACUAUAACGACAACGAUAAGGGGAAGCUGAGUCAUGGUGCUUCUUCGUCUCGUCACUUGGUGAAACCAGAUGACCACGAUGACGAAGAAUGGGACAUUCGAUCCUCCAUUGGCCUGGACUCCACUUUAGACUUGGAGGAAGAGGAAGAUGAAAACGACAAAGUGGCUAUUGGCAGUGAAAAGGCUGGUGAUCACUUGUAUAUGAGGGACAUAAACGGCUACUGGACUGAUAUAAAUUUCUACGAUGAGCUUCCUAAUACAUUUAAGGACAUCAAAAGAGACCCUCGCGCGAAUCAUAUGGCUGCAAAACUUAGACUUAAAGAAGAUGCAGAAGCAGCUGGAAAAUUUGACUCUUUGCGAGUUUCUGAUACUGAGCUACAUGUUGCAAAUGCUCAAAAUAACACAUUGGAUGAGGGUGUCAACCUGAAAUCAAUUCUGAAGAGGAAGGAAAAUCAGACAGAUCCAAAAUCACAGAAGCGUGUCAGGUUUGACUCUGGAUGUAAAAAUGAUUAUGAGGAUAACUGUUCACCAGAAGAAGCUACAAUGUCAGAAGCAUCCUUUUUGCCCCAGGAGGCUUCUGGUGUUCCAGAUUAUAUACGAAAUCCUUCAAAGUAUAAACAUUAUACUUUUGAUUCUACAAGUGAUAUUGAUGAAGAAUCCAAUCAGGAAGCAUGCUUGGAGUUUCUCAAUCAGCUGAAGAGGCCAAACAGUGAGGAAUCACAGCCAGUUGAGACUUCUGUUGAUCUUCCAAAAUCAAUUACCUUCACUCCAAAAAAGAAGCUUGGUAAUGCCGCAAUGCUGAAAAAUGGAAAUGAGUUAAAACAAAACCAGGACGGUGUUGGCAAGGAGUCUAUCCCCAGUAACGGUUGGUCCAUUGGCAUUGCAGCUGCUGGGGAAGAACAGGAAAGUGAAGUUUGCGCAAUGGAGGAAGAUGAGGCAGAAAAAGUAGCUACUAACAAUAGCAGCUCAAGGAGACAAGGUCGCCAGUACCGGACAAAGGCCCACAUAGGGUUGGAUGAGCAUUAUACUUGAUUGCAUGAUGGGCUUUCUUGUUCUGGUUGUAGCUCCUAUACAUCACUGACCUGGUGUAUCUUGGAUUUGCCUAACCGUACAUUAGUAAGCAUGGAAAGUGGAGGAAACAUCUAUUCAUAGGAGUCCCCUCUCUUUCAAAUGUUGUAGAUAUUCAUGAGACCUUUGGAAGUGUGUUUGACUUUAGUUUGGUAAAUACUCAUGUGUUUUGUGAAUUGUUUUUCGUCCGUAAGUGGAACAUUGGUACAGCAGUACACAUUUUCUGGAGGAAUUAACUUGAAUGGGCUUUUUUGAAUCCAUGAUCUUCUACAGUUGGGGCUGCAUUCCAAAACUUUUUUUACCCAUUGAAUGGACAAAAUUUUCGUUUA